AUGAAAUCAAUUUAUUUAAUAAUUUUAUCACUACUAAGUUUCACAUUAGCUGAUACAAUUACAUGUAAUGCAACUCAACAAUGUCCUGAAUCUUCUCCAUGUUGUUCUCAAUUUGGUAUAUGUGGAUCUGGUGCUUAUUGUUUAGGUGGUUGUGAUAUAAGAUAUUCUUAUAAUUUAACAAGUUGUAUGCCCAUGCCAAGAAUCUCAGAUUAUUCAAAAACAUUUGAUUCAAAAGAUGAUGUUCAAGCUAUUGAAUUACAAACUCAAUAUUUAGGUAAUUCUUCUGAAGCUGAUUGGGUAUAUACUGGUUGGGUUGAUUAUUAUGAUAAUGCUUUAUUAUUACAAAUGCCAAAUCAUACAACUGGUACUGUUGUAUCAUCAACAAAAUAUUUAUGGUAUGGUAAAGUUGGUGCAACUAUAAAGACAUCUCAUGGUGGUGGUGUUGUUUCUGCUUUUAUUUUAUUUUCAGAUGUUCAAGAUGAAAUUGAUUUUGAAUAUGUUGGUUAUGAUUUAAUUCAUCCUCAAUCAAAUUAUUAUUCUCAAGGUAUGUUAAAUUAUAGUAAUUCAAGAAAUUCAAGUGUUAAUAAUACUUUUGAAUAUUAUCAUUUAUAUGAAAUGGAUUGGCAUGAAGAUUAUAUUACUUGGUCAGUUGAUUCAGUAGAUGUUAGAACUUUAAAUAAAAAUGAUACUUGGAAUGAUACAACAAAAAGAUAUGAUUUCCCACAAACUCCUUCAAGAAUUCAAUUUUCUUUAUGGCCUGGAGGUGAUCCUUCAAAUGGUCAAGGUACUAUUGAAUGGGCUGGUGGGGAAAUUGAUUGGAAUGCUGAAGAUAUUCAAAAAUAUGGUUAUUUUUAUGCUCAUGUUAAAGAAAUUCAUGUUGAAACUCGUGAUUUACCUGCAAAUGUAAGUAUGAAAGAUGGUAAUUCAACAAAUUAUGAUGAUUAUCAUGCAUUUUUAUAUGAUUCAACUGCAGGUAAUGAAGAAAAUAUUUAUUUAACAAAUAAAAAAACUUGGUUAGGUUCAGAUAAAGCUACUGGAUUUGAUCCUCAAAAUGAAAAUGAUAAUUCUAAUAAAAAUGUAACAACAACAGUUAUACAUACAAGUGGUUCAAGUACUUUUACAUCAGUUCAUACAACUCAAGAAAAAGCAACAGCUCAAGCAGUUGCUCAAAAUACUGCACAAGCAAAUCAAGUUACUGCUGCUCAACAAAAUACAAACAAUAAUAAUAACAAUGGAUAUCAAUCAACUGCUGGUAUAGGAGGAUUUGUACAAUUUUCUAAUCCAACUGGUUCAUCAAGUGUUGGCGGAUCAAAUGAGAUAAUUUCUAAUAGUGGAAGUGUAUUAGUUGCAAUGUUUUUAGGAUUGGUAUCAUAUUUAUUUUAG
Lodderomyces jiufengensis is the source of this 1383-nucleotide messenger RNA. RefSeq names its product Utr2p (gene UTR2). Gene Ontology annotation, biological process: fungal-type cell wall organization; carbohydrate metabolic process. Gene Ontology annotation, molecular function: hydrolase activity, hydrolyzing O-glycosyl compounds; glycosyltransferase activity. Gene Ontology annotation, cellular component: fungal-type cell wall. NCBI's taxonomy places the organism in Eukaryota, Fungi, Ascomycota, Pichiomycetes, Serinales, Debaryomycetaceae. The transcript has a single exon. Bases 1 to 1383 code for a protein of 460 amino acids. The record is from RefSeq and is a predicted model, not a curated record.